Messenger RNA from Gambusia affinis (western mosquitofish), 5938 nucleotides. Its product is annotated as GRAM domain-containing protein 4-like. Bases 242 to 2005 code for a protein of 587 amino acids. Lineage: Eukaryota; Metazoa; Chordata; Actinopteri; Cyprinodontiformes; Poeciliidae. Gene Ontology annotation, biological process: apoptotic process; negative regulation of toll-like receptor 9 signaling pathway. The transcript has 20 exons. The record is from RefSeq and is a predicted model, not a curated record.
GACGGAUUCAGGUUCGUAGCGGUUCUCACACCAGUUGUUCUGGUUCGGAAAGCCUGAGAAGCGGGCCUGACCUUGUUUUUAGUGGGCUUGGAAAGCCCAGGAGUGUGGGAAAGUUUAUUUUAUCUUCGACUGUCUGGACUAGAGUGCAGAGAGAGGGAGUUGAAGAGGUUUUGAUUUGUUUUCCCUUCUUUCCCAGGCAUUCAUCAUGUUCCGAUAGAGACCAGAAUCUGCGGCGGCCAACAUGCUGAGGCGUCUCGACAAAAUCCGCUUUCGGGGCCAAAAACGGGAGGAGUUCCUUGACCCGACUGAGUCGCCCAACACAUCGGACACAGAAUGCAGCGACGAAGUCGUGGUGAAAACGCGCUGCUUGCCCAAAGAGCAAGAAGAGCCGAGGGAACCUGAGUUAGAACAGCAGAUGGAAGCCCAGGCUGGUCCUGGAUCAUUUCUGGCAGGUGUCCAAGAAGAGCCAAAGACUGAUUUGAACGAAGUGAAAGGCCUUCUAGAAAUCGCUUUGUUAGAAAAACACUUCUUAAAGGAGGAGCUGAGGAAACUGAAGGAUGAGUCCCACAUAGAGUCACUGAAACAGGAACUGGAGAAAGAACGAUGCAAACGCAUUGAGCUGGAACAGAAGGUCAAUGAUGCCAUAAAGUUAGGAGUUGAGGAUUCUCCAUCUCAGUCAAGAAAAUCUCCGUCCCCUCAGCCUUCUCUAAGCAGCAGUACAGAAAAACAUAAACAGACUCUAUGGAACAACUUCCUGAAAUGGCUUUACAAUCGUUUUGGAGUUUACAUCGAAGACUUCCGCUUUCAGCCAGAAGAGACAACUGUGGAGACGGAGGAGCCACUAAGUGGAAAGAGGCUGACUGAAAACAUGAGACGCCUCAAAAGAGGGUUCAGACCUGUGACAAACUUCAUGAGGAACCUGUCUGCCUUAUCCAGCUGGUAUUCUGUGUACACGUCUGCCAUUGCCUUCAUUGUCUACAUGUAUGCAGCGUGGCAUGGCUGGGCCAUCCCCAUGUUCCUGUUCCUUGCAAUUCUCCGCCUUUCCCUGAAUUAUUUCAUCUCCAGAGGCUGGAGGAUCCAGUGGAGCAUCGUACCUGAAGUGUCUGAGCCAUUGGAACCUCCAAAAGAAGACUUGACUGUAUCUGAGAAGUUCCAGUUGGUUCUGGAUGUCGCUCAGAAAGCUCAGAAUCUUUUUGGAAGGAUGGCCAACAUCCUUGAGAAGAUAAAAAAUCUGUUCAUGUGGGUCCAGCCAGAGUUGACUCAAAAGCUCUACGUGGGACUGUGGGCGGCCUUUAUCUCCUCGUGCCUGUUACCUUACCAGCUGCUGGGCUUCAUCAUAAGUGUUUAUCUAGGUAUUAAGUUCUUCAUCGUUGACUUCAUCCUCAAAAGUUGUCCUAAGCUACGGCAGCGCUUCGACACCCCCUACAUUAUCUGGACCAACUUACCCAACGACCUGCAGCUGAAGGAGCGCAACAACACCACCCUGAGCAGACGGGUUGCCCCAGCAGGGGGCCGGGGGAGCGUCGGUAGUGCUGCUCCUCUCGGCGCCAGCAGAGAAGAAGAAUGCGGCCGAUACUACAGCACAAAGAGAGGAGCUUUUCACGAGGUUUUCAGCCUUCCAGAGAGUGAGCGCCCUCUGUCAGUGUGUGAGAACGGCUGGCGCUGCUGCCUGAUCAAUAGAGACAGGAAGACACCAACAGACUACAUCCGUCACGGAGUCCUGUAUGUUACAGAGAACCACUUGUGUUUCGAGAGCUCCAGCUCAAGAUCCGGUUCUUCAAAGAGGAACAAAGUCAUCAAACUGACCGACAUCAUUGAAAUCCAGAAAUAUAAGGUUUUGUCAGUGCUACCUGGUUCAGGGAUGGGGAUCUCCAUAGCAACGCCUACCACCCAAAAGCCGUUGGUGUUUGGUGCCAUGAUGCACAGAGAUGAGGCGUUUGACGCCAUCUUCUCCCAGCACUCAAAGAUGGUUGAAAAGGCUCGAGCCAAAAAUCCAGAGACGUAGCGCGAGAUCGUCCUCAACGUACUGUUAAGAAUCUGCGUCGCUGUCCUUCACAGCAUGUUUUCGAAGUAACUUAAAGUACUCCAGAGCAGCAGUUCCCUGCUGUUGGAGGCCAUCCACUGUCUGUGCAAUCUGGAUCAGCAGAACCUCGUCUUUUGUCUGCAUAUUUGCCAGUACAAUGUGACUCUGGAGCUGAAUACACAUGUGCUGAUGAGACUGCAGGUGGUUUCAAAUUCAGCCGUGCAGUGUCCUGCACAAGACGGCGUCCUUUAUGCACUAGAACAGUUUCCUUCUUCAACAGUGAUUUUUAAAAAAUUUUUUAAACACAUUCUGUCCUUUUGAUUAAACUUCUGGUCUGUUGUGUAUAUUCAGAUACAGGUCAAUGUAAAUACUUUAAAUUAGGGAUUUUUUUUCUCCCUUUUCAGGAGAAUGGAUUUAGUUGGAGGUAUCGUGGUGUAUAGGUGUAUUAGCCACCCAGUUUGAAACCGUUACAGGUUCACGAUUACGUUUCAGCCAAUGUUUCUGGUCAUGUCCAUCUUAGGAACUCUAUGUUUUAUCUGCUUUAAAAUCCACAGAACCAGCCUGCAGGGCCUGCUCCAGUCCGUUUACAGAGCUGCACAAUAAACAAAAGCUUCAAAUGGGUACAGGAACAUGUCAACAUUUUUCUCAGUAAACAUAUUUCUAAUAUUUUUCGCUGAGAUGAAAUUCAUACAAGAUUAAAUUCAUUUCAGCUCCUUUAAAUAGUGUCCCAACAAGUAUUUUCUCAAAGCACUUUGCAAAAAAAAAGCGCUUUGAGAAAAUGACUUUUUCGAAGCCGUCUUAACUUCGAAUUUGAUCGUAGAUAUCAAAAAACUGCUGUCAGGUUCAAGUUAUUUUUUAAGCUGGUAAAAAGUUUUCUAUCUUUGGAAACCUGACUUCAUUCAUUCACUCCUGAUGAACGAGUGAAUGAAUGAAGGAUGAAUGGAGAAAUGUACUGGAACCUUUUCGAUUAGAAUCUAAAGAUGAAAUUAUUUUGGAUUUCCAAGAAACACACCAAGUCAAACCCUGAAAAGUUUCAUGUUGGUACAUUAGGAACAUUUUUACUGAGGAAAAAACACUGGUAUCAAAUCACAGUUGCCAUAACAAUAUGAAUGUGUGCCAUAACGUGAUCCCAAAGCGCUGCUUAAAUCCAUAGUUUGGACACUUUAAUAUUUUGCGUGUUUAGUGUUUGUGCUCCACAUGCCCAUUAAUAGAUUCACUCAGAAGAACAUUCACUACUGCUGGCACAAACACCUGAUGAAAAAUGUAUUCAUAAAAUGAUGUUUACAGAGAUGAAGGCAGAUAUUGUCAGAGCAAGACAGUGUAGUUGGCUCAUUACUUGGAGAAGCAUUCUAGAUAAGAUAUUUCAAAUCAUAAAAAGUAAAGGCUAACACCUAAACCAGUGUUCAUUUCGACAACAUAUUUUGAAUUAAUUUUAGUCUUGAUCUGAUUGUAGUUUUAGCCAACUAAAUGCAUUAUGAAGGUAUAUUUUGUAAUACAUGGGCAAGUUAAUAUUUUUUAUCUGAAACGGUUUUAUUUGUGUUUUUAAUUUUUGACGUCAUUUUAGCAAAAAUCUAAAAUUCAAAUAAGAUUCAAAAUACCUGCAGCCCUCCUUUAUGUCGGCUCGUUUUUUCAGUAAAGCCGGCUCACGACUGAUCUACAGGGAUGGAACCGUAUCACUAGUUAAGUCUAAGCCCUAAAACAGAACAGCAGCUGAAAUGUCUCCUCCGCUGGUCGUUUUUAUUUUCAGUUUUGAUGCCAUAUUCAUGUUGAUUUGUUUGUCUGUUGUGAACCAAUGAGAACUAGUCCACUGAUCACAUGUCCAAUCCCGUUUCAGAUGGUGAAAGCUCCAUCUGAAGCCACCGAGUUCUAGUUUCCUGAUUGUACUUGCAGUGCAACCUGAACAUGUGCAGACAUGUGAGCUUGAUGUGUGAUUAUCGAAACUGACAGCAAAAAACUGCACUUCAUAUUGGAUUAGUUACAAGCUGCAGACUGGUUCUAUCUUACAGGAAGAUGCAAACGCAAUCAACCCCACACCAACGCCCCACGAGGUUUAAGAAGCGCAUAAAAUGUGAAAGAGCCUUAAAGGGGCAGUAUUAUGUAAAAUGGACUUUUUUGAGCUUUACAUCAUGUUAUAACUUUAAUCCCUCAUCAAAAUCAUACCUGGAGGGUUGCCUUUAUUUUUUUAAGCAUAUUUGAGAAAUCCUUCAGUCUUCAGCGGCAGCCAUUCAGCUGGAGACGGUUCUGCAGUGUCGUAAAUCAGGGGCCAAUCAACAAAUGCAGUCCAGUGUGAAGUAAAUCACUGGGGCAGAACCGGUUAAAGCCACAGCCAUAGAGAAGGGCCUUUAAAAGUGUUUGACUCUUUGGUGAGACGCUGGCAGCAAUCUUUAAAAUAUGGGCUUUAUCUUGGCGUUAAUCCUGAUAAUUUUGGAUCAGGAAGGCAACACUCAGUCUAGAGCAUCAAGGACUUUUUCCCUGCAGCUUUAUGACACUGUAUGUCUGUGUGAGAGCAGCUGAUCAAUCUUAUAAGACUAUUCAGAUAUCAUAAAGGGAAUCAAGUCAAGUCAAGUAGCAGCAUCAACUUAAUCCAAUAAUAGCAGAAAGUGUACUAAUGUUUUUCAACCACAGUUUUCCAUUUUGGCUUUUCUCUUUAAUGAAUAAUGAGAAGGUAUAAUGUUGAAAUUGAAUAAUUCAGAACUUAAUUUUUCAGAACAGUUCAUUUUUCUUAUCUCCUGAAACAUAACUGGAAGAGGUUCUAUUUUUUUCUUAACCACGAUUCUAUGUGUCACCCAUAAUACUCCUUAGGUUGAAUUGUAAAUAGGAAUAGGAAACAUGUAGUUAUUUGUUUCAGCUGUUUCAGGUUUAAUCUGAAUCUCAUAAGUGUUGGGAUGUCUUUUACAGAGGACUGGGACUGUGAGGAUGAGAAGGUCACAUCCAACAUUUAAUCAUGUUCUUUUGUUCUAAAUGAUUACAUAUACACAGGAAUUCACUUUAAAUAUAUAGGUUAGAUCACAACAUAUGUGCAGUACAACUUUAAAUAAAACAAUCUUUUCAGUAUACUGGGUUGUGUAGGUUUAGGUUAAAUAAUCUAGUUGCUAAUUAGAAACAGAGUUAUUUGGUUUUUAUUAUUACAAUCACUGGCAAUAAAAAAUGUCAAUUUUGUUCAUUCUGACUGUUAAAAGUAAGUGUUUAUGUAUUGUUUUGUGUUGAGAAACAUGGACAACUUUUUAAAUGUGUCCCAAUGAAACGGCGCCUCCUACAGUUGCAUAAUGUUUAUCAGUGGGUUCAUCUGUGAAAAUGAAAAAAAAAAACAAAAAAACAGGACAUUUCAGAGGGGAGGGGGAAGGGUUCUCACUCUGGUGACUCAGUCAUUGAUGAAAACAUAAGAAUGUUUAACUAAAGCAAAAAUUUUGUUCUGAUGAAAAGUUCAAUAUUUAUGUUUUAAAAUAAGAAUAAGAGCGACGAUGUUUCCUGUUUUUUUUGCUGCCAGUUCCUGAUGAGAAGAUGUGAUUACAUGACAUACGGUACAUGAAUCGGGGCAUUUCUAUGGCUUAAGUCUGGUUUUCUGGAGCAAAAUUUGGUUUUCUUUCCGUUGGUUUUAAGUUCCCUUGUUUUCUAGGUAAAAAGGAAAAUUCUGAGAUGCCAGUUUUUACUUGAAUGCCUUGUUGCCUCAUUGAGACAUUAUUCUCAGACUUCCUGGUUUAGUGUUAAAACUUACCGCACUUUUUUGUAUGCUGUAGACUUUUAACAUUGUUUAUAAUAAGUUUAUAAUAUAAACUUCUGCAAACGCGUUUGUCUGGUGGUUUGGGGUUUUAUAUGUUGUAAGGAUUGAAACUGAGUAACAUUUUGUUAUGGAUCUAUCUCUGUGUUAAAAACAUGUACAUUUUUGUAUUUAAGUAAAAAUGAGAAUUCUGCACA